AUGGUUGAGCCUGCAGGUACCACAAUUAGUACCAGAGAAGAUUGUGCCUCAGACUCGAACUUCGAGGAGGAUAAUGAUAUGAAGCAAGAAGAUCAAGAGGUUCAGGUUCAAGUUGACGGUCAGAGCCACGAUCGAGAUACCGCAAAGAGAAUGAGUGAGAGUAUACCGGGGCAGCCCAACGAUAGUGGGAAGUAUAAUCGCAAUAGCAACGAUGAUGACGCCAACGACGAUGACGAGGUUCAGCAAGGAGAAGUGGGCGCGGGGGGAGAGGCGGGUAAACAAGGAGAAGUCGCCGACAAGGGGUCGUCAAUUAUAGGCGAGUCUACUGCACAAGAAGGUGAACCUGUUGCCAUGGCUGGUGCUAGCACACGAGCGGGUACGAGUCAGAAGAUUAGCAUUAACAGUAAAAACACCAGUAACAUUAACAGUAACAGUAAGAGUAACAUUAACAGUAGCAGCAACAGGUAUAGUAACACUAACAGUAGUGGCGAGAGUACCGCUUGGAACCCGGCAAAUGCGAAGGUUUUUGAUGUCUACAUGGAUAACGGAUCAUCACAAACUUCGCAGUUGCUCGACAUUUUUGCAUGCGAGAACAAUCAUAAAGAACUUUCAGAGUCAAAUAUAAAUUCGAAGAGAAAACAUGGUGAAGAGGGUCUUGAACUAUACAACUCUGGGACAGGCGAACGAUCGCAUGGAUUCUUGGACAAGAUGAAUGAAAAAAAGAUCAAGUUAGAUAGCACAAUUGUUUCUGAGAAGAAACAGCCUAGCUCUUUAAGCUUGCCAAUGGUCAAGCUGGAGCCUCAUCAACAACUACCGCAACAGAUGCAACGGCAGUCAUCUCUGCCAUCAGCGACUCCUCCCCAAGUUACUCAGCUACCGUGGGGAAUGCCUAAUGCACUACCUCACUCCGCUCCAAUUCAUGGAGAUCAAUUGACCACUUUUGGCCAGACAGAUAAAUGGCCUAGUAAAAUGGAAAAUGCUUUCAUUGCUGCUUUAAGAUUAAUUAUUAAAAAUGGUACAUCAAAAUUCAAAAUUUUAGACAGAAAUUAUGGUAGGAAUGAAUUGAUUUCUCUAUUUGUCCAGUAUCAUACAGGUGAAGUUAGAACAAAGAAGCAAAUUUCUUCGCACAUUCAAGUUUGGAAAAAAUCCAUUUCAAAUAAAAUUUCAAGCAACUAUAAAGUUAAUGCUCUCGACGAAGAGAUUUUACUGCUUAUUGAAGAGGGUGCCCCGCAAACCAAUGAAUCAAUUAAAUUAUUCUAUAUGUGUUUUGAAGAAAUAGUUUCCGUUUUAUCAAAACAAUCACAACAUAUGCAGGCGAGAAAUUCAGCAGCAAGAGAUUCAAUGCCACCCUAUCCAUACUUUUUAUCCCCAGCUCAGAGUGCUAAAAAUCCGCUCACCCCAUUUUCUCAAACUGAAUUAUUGCAACAUCAACAACAGCAUCAGCAACAUGAACAUCAGAAUAGCCCCAGACCAGCUACACCAUUGGACUAUGCCAAAUCAAUCUACGGCAGUCUAAAAACUUAUAAAUGUGUUCCAGUCAAAGUUCAAGAUCAAGAUUCAAUGCAUCAUGAUAUUCAACAGCAAUAUCAUCAACCCAUACAAAAACCGCAGCAACUAAGCCAACAACAAAUGUCUCCACAGCAGCAAGAUUCAUUACUGCGACAUCGAACCCAGCAACAGCAACAGCAACAGCAACAGCAACAGCAACAGCAACAGCAACAGCAACAGCAACCAGUAUACGUUAUACCACCACAGAAAAAUCAUUCUGUGCCGCAUUCGAUUUUGCAGUCUGCUAAAGAUUUGGAAUAUCAGCAGCGCCAGUUAAUAGAAAACCUUUCGCAGACUCAAAACCAAUUGAAAUUGCCUUCGGUUUCUCCUAAUCUGUAUAUAAGAAACUUCCAACCACCCACAAUAUCUGCGCAACAAAAGGUGUUUCAGAACUCUUCUCAGCCAAUUGUAUCGCGGUCAAUUCAAAAUUAUACUACUCCAUAUCCUAAAGUUCAGCAUGGUGGAGAGCAAAUUCCCGUUAAUAUGGUGGUCCCCCCUCAUAAAUACUACCAGCAGCCUCAAAUAUAUGUUCCAGUAUCAGCACCUCCUGCUCCUAUUAAUACCAACGGAAAUUUCUCUGGUUUUCCUUCUACUCAAUUACCUAUGAAAGAUGUAACGCAGCGACAACAACAUCCAUCCUCGGACUCAUCAUCUUCUUCAACAACAUAUAACCAAAGCUCUCAUGCUCAAGGGAAAGAAACCUAUCAACUUGACGGAAAUAAACACUGA
Molecule: messenger RNA, 2277 nt
Organism: Zygotorulaspora mrakii
Lineage: Eukaryota; Fungi; Ascomycota; Saccharomycetes; Saccharomycetales; Saccharomycetaceae
Gene: TEC1
Product: Tec1p
Exons: 1
Coding region: 1-2277 (758 amino acids)
Biological process (GO): regulation of transcription by RNA polymerase II
Cellular component (GO): transcription regulator complex
Molecular function (GO): RNA polymerase II cis-regulatory region sequence-specific DNA binding; DNA-binding transcription factor activity, RNA polymerase II-specific
Source: RefSeq, a predicted model, not a curated record